AUGCAACACGGGCAACAAUAUGGCAAGGCCCUUCCGGACCAGGUGGACCGUAUUGCCAACUUGUUUGAUGCCCAUCUCGGUCUAGUUAGCGAUGUUCGAGAAAUACACCGAGAGCAGGCUGCAAUCGAACGAGAGUACGCGGCAAAGCUCCAGGCACUGGCUAGAAGAGCCGCAGAGAAGAGGAGCAGGACUGAAGCCUCCUUCGUUCUCGGCGAUGAGCCCACGAAGGCUUGGGACGAGAAUACUCUGAAACGCAGCACCCUCGACUCGGCAUAUGGGGCGAUCGUGAAUUCCCUUGUGAAUACGGCUCAAGACCAUAUCAAUGUAGCAGAUACGCUCACUACUCAGGUGGUCGACGUUCUCAAGGCUAUUGAGAAGAAGAACGAGGACUUGAAGAAGAAGGAGCUGCAGUUCUUCCAGAAACUUUUGUCGAAUAGAGAUCGAAUCUAUUCCGACCGCGUCAAGUACGAUGAUGAGUGUUCCGAGGUCGAGUCGCAUAGACUUAAACAGUCUCGUGCACAAGAUGACAGACAUGCUGAGCGCGCCGCCAGGCAAGCCGAACAGCAGAAGAACGACAUGUUGAACAGCAAGAAUGUUUAUAUCAUUUCUACGACGCUUGCGAAUAGAGCGAAAGCUAAAUUUUACGACGAGGACUUGCCUGGCUUGGAAGACCAAUUGCAGGAGCUCCAAAGCCGACUCACCAUUGCCUUCGUACAAGUAUUGCAACACUCUCAAGGUCUCCAACAGCGUCACUUGGACGUUCUUAAGAGUCGUUUGGCGGCUGUCGAAUCUGCGUUGGGAAGCGUCGACCCUGCUCAAGAUGAGGAUCUCUUCAUCGAGCAUAACAUUCGGGCCUUCGCUCUACCAGGCGAUUGGGUCUUUGAACCCUGCUCCAUACGAUACGAUACGCCAGAUAUGAGUGUGGAGCCGGGCCCGAAAGUCUUUCUGCAAAAUAAGCUAGCUAAAUGUAGGACGAAAUUGCAAGAGCUAGAUCCUCUUGUAGACAGCAAGCGCAAGGACUACGAUCAGCUCACGAAAAUCGUAGCUGCGCGGGACGCCGACCGCGCCCUUGGCACUACUGACGAGAUAAUCAAUGAUUACUUUGACGCGAGGCAACAACUAACCGUGUUCUCUACGUCGCAAUGCAUUUUACGUGCCGAAGCAGACACAAUUGUUUCCGCUCUAGGAGGAGACGAAGGAGGCCGGAUGCCUCACACCUUCAAGAGUUCUUCGUUUUCUAUUCCUACGCAGUGCGGAUAUUGCAAGUCUUCAAUAUGGGGACUAAGUAAGCAAGGGAAGACCUGCAAGUUGUGUGGGCUCUCAGUACAUAAUAAAUGUGAACUCAAGAUCCCCGCAAAUUGUCAGGAAUCGGAUGGCCCAACGUUUUCGCCUACAUCGACUAGGUCAUCGGUACCAUCUAGAGAGUCAUCACUCAUGGCCCCAUCAUCGAAUCCUUCGGCAUCUUCGUUCGUGCGGGAGACGAAAGAAGACGCCGCAGAGGAAGCUUACCCCCAAGCUCGUGUUCAGUUCGAUUUCGUCGCUACAUCUGAAUUCGAGCUUGGCGUUACCGAUGGACUCCUUGUUCAUGUAUUAGAGCCGGAUGAUGGUUCCGGUUGGGUGAAGGUGGCGAACGCUAACGGUCAGAGCGGUCUUGUGCCAGCUUCUUAUAUAGAAGCGAUAAGCGACGAGCCUCAGCCACCUCCUGUUACACUACCAGCCCGGAGCAGUCCAAAGAAAUACGUUCGCGCUAUCUAUGCAUAUGUGGCCCAAGGAGCUGACGAAAUCAGCAUCAAGGAAGGAGAACAGAUCGAAUUGACAAGCGGCCCAGCGGGCGGGCAGUUCUAUGGCGAUGGCUGGUGGGAAGGGCUGGAUGGCCAAGGUCGAAAGGGUAUAUUCCCCAGUAACUACGUGCAAUUGGUUUAA
Messenger RNA from Pleurotus ostreatus (oyster mushroom), 1923 nucleotides. RefSeq lists its product as uncharacterized. Gene Ontology annotation, molecular function: protein binding. Bases 1 to 1923 code for a protein of 640 amino acids. The transcript is spliced from 21 exons. Gene Ontology annotation, biological process: regulation of actin filament polymerization. NCBI's taxonomy places the organism in Eukaryota, Fungi, Basidiomycota, Agaricomycetes, Agaricales, Pleurotaceae. The record is from RefSeq and is a predicted model, not a curated record.